Molecule: messenger RNA, 2437 nt
Organism: Quercus lobata
Lineage: Eukaryota; Viridiplantae; Streptophyta; Magnoliopsida; Fagales; Fagaceae
Product: protein RTF1 homolog
Exons: 3
Coding region: 228-2216 (662 amino acids)
Cellular component (GO): Cdc73/Paf1 complex
Molecular function (GO): RNA polymerase II C-terminal domain phosphoserine binding; DNA binding
Source: RefSeq, a predicted model, not a curated record
AAAAAAAAAAAUGAUCAUGUUCCCCAAAACCCCAUAAUCACCAACUUCUAUUACUUUCUCGCCACUUUCUCGUUCUUCCCUCACUGUCCUCCCAAGGGAAUGGACUGACCAUGUGGUCGCAUGUCUGUCUGAAUUCUUUUGAGCCAUCUUUGACACUGUUUUCUUGGAAUAUUGAGCCAUAAGGGGAAGUACAAAUUAUUGCAGCAUAUAGGAAGACGUAGCAGAUCAUGGCAGACUUGGAAAAUUUGCUACUGGAGGCAGCAGGAAGAACCGGUUUAGCCGGAAGAAACCGGAAACAACUUCCACCAUCUAGAAAGCAUCAUGAGGGUUCAUAUUCUGAUGGUGGAAGUGACUUUAGGGAUGAAGACUUAGAUGAUGAAUGUAAUUAUGCACGCCAGAAGCCCUCUAGGUCUCAAGUUCCAUUGAAGAAGAGGUUUGACCUUUCUGAAAGAGACAAUGAACAUGAAAGCCAUGAAGAAAGGAAUCAUGAUAGUGGUUUUGACCAUGAGGGCAACAUCAGUGAUGAAUCUGAUGUAGGCAGUGAUCUUUACAAGGAUGACAAUGACCGGCAAAGGCUUGCAGAGAUGACUGAACUUGAAAGAGAAAUGAUCUUGUCAGAACGAGCAUCUAAAAAAAAUGAUAAGGUCUUGAAGGAAAAGUUGAGAUCAAAGGGAAACAGUGUGACUUCAGCCCUAUCUAGAAAAGGUACUCCACCUCUUCCUUCAGCUGGCAGAGUCCGUGCAUCUGCUAGGUCUGCUGAGAGGACAGCUGCCAAACAUGAUGCACUGAGUGAGUUGCGAGCAAAACGGUUGAAACAACAGGACUCAGAGGCUUAUCAUAAAUCAAAGGAUGCAUCAAGAGGAAGUUCAGGUAGCCAGGGUAUUUCACCUAUCAAACAGAAAGCCUUCAUUGCAGCAAAUUCCAGCAGUUCCAGCGAGAGUGAGAGUGUUAGUAGAUCUGACAGUGAAGAUGAAGAAUCUACUGGGGAAGGCUUUGUUGACAGUGAUGAGGAUGGGAACAUGCCUGGUUCUGAGGUUCCAACAUUUGAGGAUAUAAAGGAAAUUACCAUUCGGAGGUCAAAUCUUGCGAAAUGGUUUAUGGAACCAUUCUUUGAGGAGUUAAUCGUAGGUUGUUUUGUGAGGAUUGGAAUUGGAAGGUCGAAGGUUGAGUCUAUUUACAGGCUCUGCUUGGUCCAGGGUGUUGAUGCCACAUGCCCUGACCAACAAUACAAACUAGAGGGCAAAAUCACUCAUAAGUAUCUGAAUUGUGUUUGGGGCAGUGAUAGCUCUGCUGCUAGGUGGCAGAUGGCUAUGGUUUCGGAUUCAGCACCACGUGAGGAGGAGUUUAAACAAUGGGUUAGGGAGAUGGAGCGAAGUGGUUGUAGGAUGCCAAGAAAACAGGCUGUGUUGGAAAAGAGGGAGAGCAUUCUAAAACCCUACACAUAUGUUUACUCAGCUGCCACAGUGAAGCAAAUGUUGCAGGAGAAGAAAAGCACCGCAUCACGGCCACUAAACAUUGCAGUUGAGAAGGACCGCUUGAGGAGGCAGUUGGAAGUAGCGGUAAGUAAGCAUGAUGAGGUGGAGGUGGAGAGAAUCAAGACUAAGCUGCAGGAAUUGGAAGCAACCCGGCUACCCCUGGAGAAAGAUGCAAAGGCUAUUAGGCUAUCUGAAAUGAACAGAAAGAACAGGUUUGAGAAUUUCAAAAAUGCGUCAACAAUGAAAUCGGUAAAUGCAAGUUUAAAAGCUGGGGAGGACGGGUAUGAUCCCUUUUCAAGGAGAUGGACGAGGUCGAGGAAUUACUACGAUCCAAAGCCUGGUGAAGACAAUGAGGAUAAAGCAGCAAACAAUCAUACUACUAGUGCUGACAAAAAUGGGACAGGAUCAAAGGUAACGACAGAGGCUGGCAUGGAAACUACAGAAGCAGCCUUAGAAGCUGCAGCUGGUGCAGGGAAAUUGGUUGACACUAGUGCUCCUGUGGAUCAUGGAACAGUGUCAAAUAUAAUGCACAAUUUUGAGCUGCCUAUCUCAUUGGCUACUCUUCAGAGUUUUGGUGGACCCCAGGGUGCUCAACGUGGAUUCUUGGCUAGGAAACAAAAAAUAGAGGCUACUGUUGGAUACCGAGUCCCAGAGAAUGAUGGAAAGAGACAUGCACUGACACUAACCAUUAGUGACUACAAGAGAAGGAGAGGGCUGCUUGAAUGUGAUGAUCAAAGAUGAGUUUUACCUAGUUAUGAUAAUUUUGGUUUGAUAGGCUGUGCUUUUCUUUUAGGGAAAGCUUAAUGUAGGGGGUUCAAUCUGUUAACUUUUUGAUGUCCUAGAACAAAAGUUAGGUCACUUUUAUGGUUUUAGACAUGCUAUGUAUACUGUCUAUGGUUUUUUUAUGUGUAAUUUUGCUCCACAUGGUGUACAAAAUCUAAUUAUCUAGUCUUGAUUGGCAU